Molecule: messenger RNA, 3133 nt
Organism: Cuculus canorus (common cuckoo)
Lineage: Eukaryota; Metazoa; Chordata; Aves; Cuculiformes; Cuculidae
Gene: ASCC1
Product: activating signal cointegrator 1 complex subunit 1
Exons: 10
Coding region: 156-1220 (354 amino acids)
Biological process (GO): regulation of DNA-templated transcription; DNA alkylation repair
Cellular component (GO): nucleus
Molecular function (GO): RNA binding
Source: RefSeq, a predicted model, not a curated record
GGCUGUGUGAGCUCCGUGCCGCUCGACCCGCGCCCUCCUGGUGCUCCUCCCCCCGCCCGUGCUCUCCCGGUGCUUUUCUGGCACCGCUCCACGGCCCCGUGCCCUCCUGCCUUCCUGGUGUCCCUGCAGCUACUUCUCCGGUGAGGAGGAGCGGGAUGGACGUUUUGCGGCCCACUCUGAUAAGGAUCGGGGGGCGAAUAUACAGGAAGAAUCUCAUCCAAGAGCAGGCCUACCAGGAGGAGGAAGAGGGUGAUUUCUGUGCAGGCCCUGGUGACUGUGCGGACGAGCCAUGUGAUACCUUUGUGGUGGAAGAGACAGAGAAAGGCUUCCAGAGCAGAGUGGAGGUUCCCAGCCUGUUGUACAAGUACAUCAUUGGGAAGAAAGGGGAAACCAAGAAGAGACUGGAAACAGAGACUCGAACCUCCAUCAGCAUUCCCAAGCCUGGGGUGGAAGGAGAAAUCGUGAUUACAGGGCAGCAUCGCAGUGGUGUCAUCUCUGCCCGAACACGGAUCGAUGUUCUCCUGGACAGCUUCCGUAAGAAGCAGCCCUUCACACACUUCCUGUCCUUCGCUCUCAACCAGCCUGCCAUCCAGGAGAAGUUCCUGCAGUUCAAGGAGGAGGUGUUGGAGAAAUGCUCCAAGGAUCACGGGGUCACCAGCAGCCUGUUCCAGAACCCUGCAAAGCUUCACCUGACUCUUGGGACGCUGGUACUUCUGAAUGAGCAAGAGAUCCAGAAAGCAUGUGGCCUCCUACAGCAAUGCAAAGAGGACUUUGUGGACCAAAUUACUGGAGGCAAGCCGCUGACCGUGGAGGUUGCAGGAGUGGAGUACAUGAAUGACGACCCUGCCAUGACAGAUGUUCUUUAUGCCAAAGUCCACAUGAAGGACGGCUCGGACAAAUUGCAGGUGAUUGCUGACCAGCUGGUGGAAAGGUUUGUGGCCUCCGGCCUGAUGCUUAAAGAAUGGGAUAGGGUGAAACUGCACGCUACGGUCAUGAACACGCUCUUCAGGAAAGAUCCAGGUGCUGAAGAGCGAAACAAUACAGUGACUGGUAAAUCAUCUUUCAAGGAACGGGAGUCGUUUAAUGGCCAAAAUAUCCUCAAGCUCUUUGAGAACUUCUACUUCGGAGAGGUACAUCUGGACUCAGUGCGUCUUUCCCAGAGGUUCUCCUCGGAUGCCUCUGGCUACUAUGCAACGUCUGGGCAGCUGACCUUCUCCUGAACCGGCAGCACAGCUGCCGCAGCAGGUCCGCUCAUCGGUGAAAGGUCUUUUUAUAGAACACAAAUUUUGAACAGAACUCCAGGCAGGGAUGCCUCAUGACUCCUCGGCAGCAUGUUCCAGCCAGGAACCAUGGCAUUCCUCUGCACCUUUUAUGACAUGUAUUGCCUGCCUUCCCUUUGAGGGAAUCCAGAGUCCUUUUGCCUCCUUUCCCUGUUGGUAACCAGAAUGUCACACAGUUGCCUAUUUGAUAUCUGUUGCCUGUUUGUUUUCCAAGAAAAACAGGUGCAGGUGGCUUUUGAGGAAUCACCCAGAUUUAAACAUGGCUUUAUUUCAGAAGAAGGAAGUUUGUUCUUAAAAUAAGUAUUUAAAAUCCAAGAGAACUCCCCGGAGCGUGAUUUAAUGGUAUCGAGGCCAGGCACUGCUUGGAUCUCCAGCAGCGUGCCUGUGUGAUGUAGAUCUCCAAAUAAAUUAAUUCCCUUCAAGAGAAAAGUGUUUAUUUCCUGUCGCAUUGAUGGUUUCUGUAAUUAAACUUCCAGCACACAACUAUGUUAAUAGGAAAGCAUUUACGCUAAGAGCUCUUUUCCAGUGACCGUUUCAGAGCAUGUCAAAAACAUGCACCUGGUAGGUGACUUCUCCAUUGAAAGAAGAGCAAAAGUCUUUGAUACCGUUGUGAAUCCUUCAGAGAUCUGAAGACGACCGUUUUUCUUGUAAACGUCCCUGUUUAGCAGGAAUAGUGACGCAGGCUUUCAACUCGGCUGCGGAUGAACACUUUGAACAAUGGAAGAUGCUGGUGUUUAGUUAUUUUGGAACAAACUGGUGGCGGUGGCGGCUGCUGCUGCUCAUUCCUGGUUGCUGCCAUGAAUGUGGAAUCACACUGUCACUGAGGCAGAGCGCGUGUUAGCUGGGGACAGGGCUGCUCCAGCAGCAUCUCCUUGUACUAGUAAUCAGUUUUGAGAGGGUUUUGUCCCAUUUCCCCCCUUGCAAAGGUUGCUGGCUGUGACUGCUCUGUCUGCACGGACAGCAGUGGGUGGCAGGCAGGAUUCACGGUGCCUUUCCUUUUUUCACCCAAAUGCAUUGCUGGUUGUAUUUCCAAAACCAAAUUGUCCAUCUUUGCUUGCAAACCUGUGUGCCGGGAAUUAAAUAAUCGGUGGUUUUGCUGGUUACUCUUUACCCUGGAGCCUGCGCUUGUACCCAAGUACAAUUGUUAGGCUUUUUGUCUCUGCUUUUCCUUGCAGCCAAGCGCCUUUGUGCUCUCCUAGCAGAGGAGGAAGGGCCGCCUUCGAAAGCGCUCGCUCAGCGAGCAGAGCACUAGCACGCUCACUAGCAGCCCGAUGCAGGGAGACGCUGAGAGCACUUAACACCGGUUGCUGUCAUCUUUCCGCCAGCCUGAAGAGGUACUUGGCAAAUCUCAAUCAGCCGCCCAAAGAACAGACCUGGGAGCUGCUCUCAGCCGCCAGCCGUGCUGCCUGCUGCAGGAAGGGGCGGUGCGCCUCGGAAAGCUGCUGCCUGUGGGUUUUUAACAACUGAAACUGAGUGCUACAGGACACGGGGUGCCAUUGGCACUCUAGUUUUCCUUAGUGGGGCAUCGGUGGCAUUUCUAUCACACCUGCUUUCCUCCAUUGUCUCUUAAUACUGGCGAUACUGAUUUCUUCACUGAAGUGGACUUAAAGAGUCUUGCCACCUCCCUAACACAGGGCGAGCUUUGACUUGGGAACCGCUUCUCGGCAUGGAGGCAAACACAACUUUUCUACAAAGAGGGGCCGAUCUGAGCACAUUCCUCAACUUCCCGCUAACGUAGACAUGUUUAAUGGCAAUUAAUUCUGUGGCCGUUUGGAAGGUGGUUGACUUAAAGCAGUAAGUGGCUAACCCGGAUGCUGUAGCCUGGCACGGCUAAAUUCGUUUCACAUCUCCAU